AUGGCAGCAACCGUCAGCAACCAUCAAUAUGCUGGCCCUUUGAGCGGGGUUGCUAGUUCCUUCAACGUCUCCCUUGAUUUUAACUUCCCUCCCACCAACUUCGAGGAAUCCAAAGCCUCGUCAAAGGACUUGGAUUCCUCCAGCGAAGAUGAAAACGACGCCGAAGAGUGGAAGGACGUUAUACAAAAAGCUAACUCCGAAGCGGAGAGCUGGAUGGAACACAAUGCUUCAUUGCCCCGUGUGCCGGGAAAAAACUACAUCAACUGGGAACCACCCAUCACCCUCAUGAAUCACAGCUUCAUCACCCCCAUCCCCCUCCACUUUGUACGUAACCACGGCCCCACCCCUAAUACCCGUUGGGAUGACUGGACCGUCGAGGUCAGUGGCCUCGUCAAACGCCCCGCAGAAUUCACCAUGAACCAACUCGUCAACCAGUUCCCCAGCCGCGAGUUCCCGGUCACGCUGGUGUGUGCCGGCAACAGAAGGGCAGAACAAACCAUGGUGAGGCAGAGCAUCGGUUAUAACUGGCGUGUGGGUGCCGCUUCCACUUCGAUCUGGCGUGGGGUGCCGUUGAGGUACUUGCUCAAGAGGUGCGGGAUCUACAGCCGCACCAAAGGAGCUUUGUACGUGUGUUAUGAAGGAGAUGAGGAUCUGCCAGGUGGCGGUGGGUCCAAGUACGGAACAAGCAUCAAGAGAGAGAUCGCGAUGGAUCCGACCCGCGACGUCAUCCUCGCUUAUAUGCAAAACGGAGAGCGCUUGGCUCCGGAAUUUGGCUUCCCGGUGAGGAUGAUCGUGCCGGGUUUCAUCGCCGGUCGCAUGGUGAAGUGGCUCAAGCGCAUCAUUGUAACUUCACAAGAAUCGCAAAACCACUACCACUAUAAGGACAAUAGAGUAUUUCCCUCCCACGUGGAUGCCGAGCUUGCCAACGCUGAAGGUUGGUGGUACAAGCCUGAGUAUAUUAUCAACGAGCUCAACGUAAAUUCUGUUAUAACCACGCCGUGUCACGGGGAGAUCUUGCCCAUAAACUCAUCGACAACUCAAAAGCCGUAUGUGUUGAGAGGCUACGCAUAUUCCGGGGGCGGGAGAAAGGUGACACGUGUCGAGGUGACAAUGGACGGAGGGGAAACGUGGUCACUGGCCACGUUGGAACGCUCGGAGAAACCGAACAAGUACGGCAAAUACUGGUGCUGGAGUCUCUGGUCGUUGGAAGUGGAGGCGCUGGACCUUUUACGAGACAAGGAAAUCGCCGUACGAGCAUGGGACGAGGCCCUCAACACCCAGCCCGAGAAGCUCAUUUGGAAUGUCAAGGGUAUGAUGAACAACUGCUGGUUCAAAGUGAAGACCAAGGUGUGCAUACUCCUUGAGGGGGGAACUGGAAUUAUGUUUGAGCAUCCGACCAUACAAUCGAACCCUUCUCGCAAGUUGAAGACAUCGGAGUCCAACAAGAGCGUCACAACGCCCUUUAUGAACAACAGCGCCUCCAAUAUGUACUCCAUCUCUGAAGUCAAGAAGCACACCUCCCCCGCUUCUGCUUGGAUCAUCGUUCACGGCUACGUCUACGACUGCACCCGCUUCCUCAAAGAUCACCCCGGCGGCCCCGAAAUCAUCCUCAUCAACGCCGGCACCGACUGCACCGAAGAGUUCGAAGCCAUCCAUUCUAAGGAAGCCAACAAAAUGCUCGAGGACUACCGAAUUGGUGAGAUCAUGACUACCGGUUACGCCCCCCCUGACUCAUCGCCCAACACCUCCCUGCACGGCAAUGGCGAUAUCAGCCACUUAACACCAAUCACGGAAGCCCCACCAUUACGCAGCGUGGCCCUCAACCCACGUGAGAAAAUCCCAUGCAAGCUCGUCUCCAAAGCGUCCAUCUCACGCGACGCGAGACUUUUCCGUUUUGCGCUACCCUCCGAAGACCAAAUCAUGGGUCUGCCGGUGGGAAAGCACAUAUUCGUAUGUGCCAACAUUGAGGAUAAGCUGUGCAUGCGAGCUUACACUCCAACCACCAGCGUGGAUGAAGUGGGGUAUUUUGAUCUGGUGGUCAAGAUUUACUUCAAAGGGGUGCACCCCGAGUUCCCCAGCGGUGGGCUCAUGUCUCAGCACUUGGACUCGCUUCCCAUCGGUUCUGCGGUGGAAGUGAAGGGUCCGCUCGGCCACAUAGAGUACACUGGAAGAGGUCAGUUUUUGGUUCACGGGAAGCCCAAGUUUGCAAAGAGGCUUGCCAUGUUUGCAGGUGGGACCGGAAUUGCGCCCAUUUAUCAGGUGGCGCGAGCCAUUCUGAAAGACCCAGAGGACCGGACCGAGAUGCACAUUAUGUUUGCGAACCGGACGGAGGAUGAUAUUCUGCUGAGAGAAGAGCUCGACGAGUGGGCUGAGAAAGGUGACCGGUUCAAGGUGUGGUACGUGGUGCAAGAAAGCAAGAGUGAAGGGUGGGAAUAUAGUGUGGGUUUCAUCACGGAGGAUAUCCUGAGGGAGCAUGCCCCCAAGGCAUCAGAUGACACGCUGGCAUUAGCUUGUGGGCCACCACCCAUGAUUCAGUUUGCAGUGCAGCCGAAUUUGGAGAAACUGGGGUACGACAUCAACAACAACUUGCUUGUGUUUUAG
Molecule: messenger RNA, 2601 nt
Organism: Neltuma alba
Lineage: Eukaryota; Viridiplantae; Streptophyta; Magnoliopsida; Fabales; Fabaceae
Product: inducible nitrate reductase [NADH] 2-like
Exons: 4
Coding region: 1-2601 (866 amino acids)
Biological process (GO): nitric oxide biosynthetic process; nitrate assimilation; sulfur compound metabolic process
Molecular function (GO): molybdenum ion binding; nitrate reductase (NADPH) activity; sulfite oxidase activity
Source: RefSeq, a predicted model, not a curated record